AAGAUGGCGGCCCCAAAUCUCAUCAGCGCCUAUAGGCGGUAGCGUUCGAUGCUGGGUUAACGACUCGCCCGCCCCGCUGUUGGUCACGUGAGGAAAGAGCCCGCAGGCUGCUGAGCUCCGCUUGACUAGAAGCAGCUAACAGGACAUCAUUGGCAGAAUGAGGCUGGUCAUUCUGGACGACUAUGAUCUGGCCAGCGAGUGGGCAGCUAAAUACAUCCGGAACAGGAUUGUCGAGUUCAAGCCGUCUGCAGACAGAUACUUCACCCUGGGUUUACCCACAGGCAGCACUCCCUACGGCUGUUACCAGAAGUUAAUAGAGUUCCACAGAAGUGGAGAUCUCUCCUUUAAGUAUGUGAAAACCUUCAACAUGGACGAAUAUGUGGGUCUGCCUCGCGCUCAUCCUGAGAGCUACCACUCCUACAUGUGGAACAAUUUCUUUAAGCACAUCGACAUCGAUCCAGCCAACGCUCACAUCCUGGACGGGAACGCAGAGGACCUGGAGGCCGAGUGCAGCGCUUACGAGCAGAAGAUAGCUGCGGCGGGAGGGAUCGAGCUGUUUGUUGGAGGUAUUGGCCCUGACGGCCACAUCGCCUUCAACGAGCCCGGCUCCAGCCUUGUUUCCAGAACCAGAGUUAAAACGCUAGCGAAGGACACCAUCGUGGCAAACGCUCGUUUCUUUGGGAACGACCUCUCCAAGGUUCCCACCAUGGCUCUGACCGUGGGAGUAGGAACCGUAAUGGACUCCAAGGAGGUGAUGAUUCUGAUCACAGGAGCACACAAAGCGUUCGCUCUGUACAAAGCCAUCGAGGAGGGGGUGAACCACAUGUGGACGGUGUCGGCCUUCCAGCAGCAUCCGCACACCAUCUUUGUGUGUGACGAGGACGCCACGCUAGAACUCCGUGUCAAAACUGUUAAAUACUUUAAAGGUUUAAUGCAUGUUCAUAAUAAACUGGUGGAUCCAGUUCUCAGCAUAAAGGACCAGUGAGACCCAGUAAGGAGAAGACGUUGCUGGAUUUAUCCUUGUAGAUCCACGUCCGAGGAGCCGCUGAGCUGCCUUCAGUGUUACUGCCAAACAGUUACAGGUUGUUACUGACACCCAACAGGUCAAAUGUGUCUGAGAUCUAAUCACGUAUCCAAUUUUUUUUUCUCUCUCUGUGUAAAUCAUUGAAAGAAACAUCGAAAAUUUAAAGAAAAAACACUCCUUCUUCAUUUGGUUAUCAACUUGUAUAAAGAUUUUUCUUUUUACGGUUGCAACAUUCCUGUCAUGUUUUUACUCCCUAAACUCCUGUUUUAUCACCUUUCUGACUCCCACUUGGGCUUUUUUGCACACAGUCAUUCUGUUGUCACUUCUUAUUUUAAAGUAGGAAAAGAAUAAAAUUUGUUAAUGGGGACUUUAACCAUUUUUGUCUUAAAUAGAAAAUAAAAGCUGUCUUUAUUCAAUCAAGA
Molecule: messenger RNA, 1446 nt
Organism: Fundulus heteroclitus (mummichog)
Lineage: Eukaryota; Metazoa; Chordata; Actinopteri; Cyprinodontiformes; Fundulidae
Product: glucosamine-6-phosphate isomerase 2
Exons: 7
Coding region: 158-985 (275 amino acids)
Biological process (GO): carbohydrate metabolic process; N-acetylglucosamine catabolic process; N-acetylneuraminate catabolic process
Cellular component (GO): cytoplasm
Molecular function (GO): glucosamine-6-phosphate deaminase activity; identical protein binding
Source: RefSeq, a predicted model, not a curated record